This is a messenger RNA of Meleagris gallopavo (turkey), 2506 nucleotides long. The record is from RefSeq and is a predicted model, not a curated record. Lineage: Eukaryota; Metazoa; Chordata; Aves; Galliformes; Phasianidae.
UUUUUUUUCUUCAACAGAUACAGAGUAUUCGUAUUACAAUUUAAUCUUGAAGAAAGCAGGACAAUUUUUAUCCAAUUUCCAAAUCAAUCUGUUGAAGUUUGCACUUUCCAUACGGGCAUAUUCUCCAACUGUUCAGAUGUUUCAGCAGAUUGCAGCUGAUGAACCUCCACCAGAAGGCUGCAGUGCAUUUGUGGUUAUCCAUGAGAAGCACACCUGUAAGACUAAUGAAAUUAAAAAGCUUCUGAAGAAGGCUAAUAAGAGACCCAGGCCAUAUCUUUUUAAAGGAGAUCAUAAAUACCCAACUCUCAAAGAGGAUGGCCCAGUUGUUAUUCUUUAUGCAGAAAUGGGUACAAGAGACUUUGUUAAAUUCCACAAAAUUUUAUCUGAGAAGGCUCAAAAGGAGGAAAUUGUUUAUGUUCUCCGGCAUUAUGUUCAGAAACCACGCUCCAGAAAAAUGUAUUUAUCUGGAUAUGGUGUAGAACUUGCAAUAAAGAGCACAGAAUACAAAGCAGUAGAUGACACACAGGUUAAAGUAACAAAUGAAACCACAAAAGAGGAAGAUGAGGAGGAGGAGGAAACUGAUGUCCAAGGAUUUCUCUUUGGCAAAUUAAAACAAUUGCAUCCUGACCUGAAAAACAAUCUGAAAGAGUUUAAGAAACAUCUAAUUGAAACUACAAACAGCAUGGAACCACUAAAGGUUUGGGAAUUACAAGAUCUUAGCUUUCAAGCAGCUGCUCGAAUUAUGUCUACCCCUGCUUAUGAUGCCUUAAAGGUGAUGAAAGACAUAGCUCAGAACUUCCCAAUAAGAGCCAGAUCAUUGACGAGAGUGCCUGUUGACAAGCAAAUGAGAAAUGAAAUAGAAGAAAAUCAGAAGCACCUUCAUGAAACACUUGGAAUCCAACCUGGUGAAGCACGUUUAUUUCUAAAUGGCCUUCAUAUAGACCUGGAUUUUCAUGAUCCAUUUAGUAUCUUAGAGACUCUUAAAGUGGAAGGGAAAGUAAUGCAUGGCCUUCAUGAACUUGGAAUCCAAGAGGAAAUCCUGAGUAAAUUUAUGAGAUUGCAUAUUCAUCCAGCAGAUAGCAGCUAUGCACUGGACAUUCGUCACUCUUCAGUAAUAUGGAUUAAUAACAUAGAAAAAGACCGCAGCUACAUUACAUGGCCUGCAAGCUAUCAGGAACUGCUAAAACCUACAUUUCCUGGAGUUAUACCACAGAUUAGACGCAAUUUAUAUAAUCUGGUACUUUUUGUUGAUCCUGUCCAAGAAGAUACAGAUGAUUAUAUGAAACUGGUGGAAUUAUUCUAUCAUCAUAAUGUACCACUUCGAAUUGGAUUUGUUUUCAUUUUAAAUACAGAAGAAGAAAUUGAUGGAAAUGAAGAUGCUGGAAUAGCUCUUUGGAGAACUUUUAAUUAUGUUACAGAGGAAUCUGACAACUUUCAAGCCACUAACUGCAUAAUUCAUAUGUACCAUGAAGUGAAAGAUGGAAAUGUUCUGACAGUGAAUCAUGUGAAAAAUAUUCUUAGAAGAGAAUACCCCCAUGCUGAUGUUCAGAGUAUACUAGGUGUUCAUUCUGAGUAUGAUGAAGGGAGGAAGGCAGGAGCAACCUUUUAUAAAAAGACUGGCCUGGGUCCUUUACCUCAAGCUCUGUUUAAUGGUGUGCCCUUCAGCAAAGAAGAGAUGAAUGCUGCAGAGUUAGAGGCUGUUAUUCUUCAGAGAAUUAUUGAUGCCAGUGGGUUCUUCCAGAGGGCAGUGUUCAUGGGUUUGUUAAAUGAUCAUAUAAAUGCAGUAGAUUUUCUUAUGGAUCAGAACAAUGUUGUUUCUCAUAUAAACCCCAGUAUUCUUGGAGCAGAAAGGAAAUACCUACGUUUCAGAUCUACAUCUGUUCCAUUUGAUGUGCAGGACUUCUCUACUUUCUCCUUUUUGGACUCACAAGAUAAAAGUGCUGUAAUUUCAGACAGCAUGAAGUAUUUAACAAAAAAGGAUGAAGAUGUGUUAUAUGCUGUGACUGUUUGGAUUAUUGCUGAUUUUGAUAAUCCAUCUGGAAGACAACUGCUUUCUAGUGCCUUGAAACACCUGAAAACAAGCAGUCAUAUACGAAUUGGGGUUUUGAACAAUCCUUCAUCAAAAAUAAAGGAAGAUAACACAGCCAUUGCAAGAGGAAUUUUGGCAGCUUUUCUAACACAAAGCAACAGAAGCUUAAAAAGUUUCCUAAGUAAACUCACAAAGGAAGAGACAGCAAAAUCCCUUGCUGCUGGAACUAAAAUUGUUAAAAUCCUCCUCCCAGGAAUGAAUGAUGAUGCUUUUGAGAAGAAGUACAACACUUUAGGAUUGGAUAUAAUUAAAACCCACCAGAUGUUCUGUCAGGAGGUUCUUAAGCUGCUCCCUGGGCAAAUGGCUGUUGUGAGCAAUGGCAGGGUAAGAAAGGAAUUGUCAUCUCUCAGUUUUUUUGUGGUUACUUUUUAUUUCCUGGAAUUUCAGUUUCCAACCAAAGAAAAUACAAGCUAUUAA